Molecule: messenger RNA, 1313 nt
Organism: Bacillus rossius redtenbacheri
Lineage: Eukaryota; Metazoa; Arthropoda; Insecta; Phasmatodea; Bacillidae
Exons: 2
Coding region: 68-1297 (409 amino acids)
Source: RefSeq, a predicted model, not a curated record
CAGAAUAAUUCUAUAACAGAAUUAGUUGGGAAGAUUUCAAGGUUUACUUGAGAAACGUUUUGGAAGCAUGCCGAAAGAGUGGGAACCAAACCUGCAAAGAUCUGAUUUGGAAGCACUUCUUGGCGAAGAAGUCAUUGAGUAUAAAUCAUCAAACCUUACUUCGUUGGGAGACAACUAUGGGAGUACAAUGCUCGCAGUCAGCGUGACCACGCAGUCAGGGAAAGAGUUGAGUCUGGUGGCCAAGAUGUUCCCUAGGUCAAAAAUGGCCCAGGAGCACUUUCAAUGUCCUCUGUCCAUGAGGAAAGAGAUAGAUAUGUACAUGCUCGUGAGCCCAGUGUUAGACAAGAUUCAAGAAGAGCACUCUGUGCCACUAUCUGAGAGGCUGCAGAUAUUGUGCAGCUGUCCAGGUGCGCGGUUAACGCUUAAAGGGUACAACAAUGAACCACUUGCUGAUUAUAAUUCUGUCCUGCUUCUGGAGAACUUGAAAUCGCAGGGAUACCGCACAGGAGACCGAGUCGCUGGCCUCGAUCUGAAACACACGGAGAUGGUGAUUAAGUACCUGGCCCGAUUCCAUGCCACUACGUUAGCUGUUAAGUUGCAAAAACCAGAUGUGUUUAGCAGAACAGUGCUGAAGGCGUGUGAAGCAUUUAAAAUAAGGUGGUUGACAAAAGAAAAAGAUGAGGUUCGUGUACUGACGUUUGUUGAAUCGUUGCGAAUAAUUCCUAUUUGCCAACAGAAUAUUGACAUUCUCAAAGAACAUGCAAGAAAAUAUGUAGAAUAUUCACAUAAUGACACGAUUGAAACACCUAAACAACCUUUCGCGACAAUAGUGCACAAUGAUUUGUGGACAAAUAACAUUAUGUUUAAAUAUAGUUCUGAAGAAGAGAGUGAGCCAUUAGAUGUUAAAAUGCUAGAUUUCCAAGUGGUUCGUUACGGAUCACCAAUAUCGGAUGUAAUAUUUUUCUUGUCUACAAGUACCGAAAAAGGUAUUGUCUCUCAGUAUUUGGACAAUAUUUUGAAACUUUACCACGACAGUUUUACUCACUGGUUAACAAAGUUGGGCUGUGACCCAAAUAUAUUAACUUUAACUGAGUUUCAGGAAGAAGUGAAUACUGUUGCCCCUUCUGAAGUAAUGCACAUACUUCUUUGGUUGUUUCCAAUUACUCUCCACAAAGACCAAGAAUAUAGUAUGUAUUCGCCUCCUAACCAAAAACGUCAGCUUAACAAAGACUUUUUUGAAAAAGUUAGUGAAUUAGUAACAGAAUUUUCAAAGAGAAACUGGCUUUUGAAUUUAUAGAAAAAUAUAAUUUAAA